Galendromus occidentalis (western predatory mite) is the source of this 1272-nucleotide messenger RNA. Its product is annotated as adipocyte plasma membrane-associated protein-like. Gene Ontology annotation, cellular component: endomembrane system. Gene Ontology annotation, molecular function: hydrolase activity. The transcript has 7 exons. Lineage: Eukaryota; Metazoa; Arthropoda; Arachnida; Mesostigmata; Phytoseiidae. Bases 1 to 1272 code for a protein of 423 amino acids. The record is from RefSeq and is a predicted model, not a curated record.
AUGGCUUAUGGGAAAUUUCUGUCGAGCGCAUUGAAAGCGGUUCUGCAGAUUCCGGUCGAAAGCCAGUCAAGUUUCGAUCCACAACCCUUCAAUGAGACGAUCCUACUCCCCCCCGAUGUCCCUAUCACGACAGAUGAGCUCGACAAAAAAGCAGUGAAAGUUUUCGAAUUCCUAAACGCGCCGGAAUCCAUUGUGAAGAUCGGAAAUGAUCUGUAUACCUCAGCGAUGGAUGGAAUCUACAAGGUCGAUUGCCUCAGGAAACAUGCUUCCUAUUGCACGCACCUGCCUUACCAUUCUGCUUUCCUCGCUUGGCUCAGAGUCUGUGCGGUUGACACCGUGACCGGAAAAGAACGGAAAAUCUAUGACGGGAACGCCGAUUGUAAGGAAUUCUGUAGUCGACCCCUUGGUAUACGGAUCCACAAGCGAACGAUGUACUGCGCUGACCUGCUGAAAGGCCUCAUCGAGAUCGACCUCGAAACCGAGAAAGCGAAGGUGCUCUUGCCCUUGGGUUCAUCGGUCGGCGGUCUGGAGUUGUUUUUCCCGAACGACGUCGCUGUGGAUCCAGAAAGGCAGCUGAUCUAUCUAUCCGACUCCGACACGAAGCGGAAAUGGGACUAUUACAUGUUCUCCUUGUUGGACUUCCAAAACAAUUCUCGUAUUAUUCAAUUUAAUCUCACAUCUGGAGAAGCAACGAUAUUUGCGGACGGACUUCACUUUGCCAACGGGAUACAAAUCUCGAAUGACAAGAAAUCCCUUCUGGUGAGCGAGUUCACAUCGAGGAGAGUGAUGCGAUUCCCGUUUGGCGGGUCCCUACCAGCGACGGGAUCGUUGUUCAGUGCUUACCUUCCUGGUAACCCGGAUAAUAUACGACCUUCUAAGAAAGGAGGAUAUUGGGUCGCUCUGGUCGGCAGUCGAGCAGAUGGAACAAGGACGUUGGUUGAAGAACUACAAGCAAGGCCAGCAGUCACGAAACGGAUCCUGAACUGGCUCGUUACCGCGGGCACAUUUCUAGAGUCCGUGGGGGUUCUCUCUGGAAACAAAGCAUUACAGCCCACUGCGAACGAGCUGAAGAAUGGGAACAUUCUUGGGAGCUCAAUUCCCGCAUCUGGCGCUAUCGCGGAACUGGACGCUGAGGGGAAGGUCCUACGAGUUCUUCACUCGACGAAGUUCGGUGAUCUUUCCGAGAUCCUCGACGACGAUGGCGAUCUCUAUAUUGGAACUUAUCUUCAUCAAGGCCUCCUCAAGCUACCAGCGACCGCCGCUCACAACUGA